Molecule: messenger RNA, 435 nt
Organism: Harpegnathos saltator (Jerdon's jumping ant)
Lineage: Eukaryota; Metazoa; Arthropoda; Insecta; Hymenoptera; Formicidae
Exons: 1
Coding region: 1-435 (144 amino acids)
Biological process (GO): DNA integration
Molecular function (GO): nucleic acid binding
Source: RefSeq, a predicted model, not a curated record
AUGGCGAAGCAAUCAUCAAAAUUUAACAAAAAGAAGAAAAGUUCAGAGAAGCAGCUCAUCGGUAACGAAAAGCAUCGGUUGGUGGAGGAGUUGCACGCUCCAGCGAGAAGAUAUUUUCCCCGUAGACGCGUCAUAGUACGCGGAUAUGAUGAUCUUUGGCAAGCUGACUUGGUAGAGAUGCGUCCUUACUCGCGAUUCAAUAGAGGCUACCACUAUAUACUCACUAUUAUCGAUGUGUUGAGCAAAUAUGCGUGGGCUGUACCGAUGAAGAGCAAGAGCGGUAAAGAAGCAGUGGCAGUGUUCGCCAGGAUAUUUCAAGAAUCUGGAAGAUGUCCAAAAAAUUUGCAAACGGACCAGGGAAAAGAAUUUUAUAAUGCGGAUUUGCAGAAACUCCUUAAAAAACACAGUAUCAAUCAUUAUUCUACGUAUCGGUAA